AUGAAAGCACUUCCGCUGCUCGGCACGUUCGCGGUCUUAGUCGCCGGCCAGGAUGCGAAUAGCGUGAUGAUGUUCCCGUCCAACGGAAAUGGCUCGUCCUCGGCGGAGACAGUGGGGAGUAAGAUCGAGUCGGUGCCUCAGCCGGAUAUGACGCGCGGGAUGUUCUCUGGGAACCUCCUGCCGCCGCAACCGCCGCAGCCGAUGUUGCCCUCGGAUUACUUUUUCCCCGCGCCUCAAAGAGCGUUUUUGCAUCACAGGAGCGAAAAUGUACCGUACGUGUAUGAGUACCCUAAUAUGGGGUAUCCGGUGGCGCAGUCGGUGGAGCAUUCCAUCGUACCGUCGUCGAAACAGCUCGUGAUAGUCAGUUUCAUCGGGCUGUUAUUGCUGUUGGCGAUUAUACAGAACACGCUGAGCUCCGUUAAGCGGAAAGACGCGAUAAUGGAUUUAUUAGCGUCCAGGCAAAAACGGGACGUCUACGCAACCCGCGAUUUCGGUUCCGUGACCCCGGAGGAGGAAGAGAUUCUUAAUAACGAUGCGAGAGUACGGUGCAUACAAAGGACGAUCUGUCUCGAGAAUCGCAAACUCUUCAGAGACUUGGGCGCGCCCGGCAAAAUGUUGGCGAGGUACCUGACAACCGGAAUAGAGAAGUCGCUGAAGUCGUCCUCAGGCUGGGACCGUCUCGUGAGGGAUGCGGGCGCAGCGGGAAUUCGAGGCGAGGACUGCGAUGUGCUUUAUAGAGACUGCGACGUACCCGUGGCGGGGAAAAAGCACAAAGUUUCGGAGAACGUCUCGGCAAACACGAAAAAUCCCGGUGGCCCGACUCGUUAGUCGUCGGAAGCUCUGCGAGGAGCUGCUUUCGUGCG
This is a messenger RNA of Dinoponera quadriceps, 863 nucleotides long. RefSeq lists its product as uncharacterized. Lineage: Eukaryota; Metazoa; Arthropoda; Insecta; Hymenoptera; Formicidae. The transcript has 4 exons. The coding region runs from base 1 to 828 and encodes 275 amino acids. The record is from RefSeq and is a predicted model, not a curated record.